Pogona vitticeps (central bearded dragon) is the source of this 2838-nucleotide messenger RNA. RefSeq names its product X-linked Kx blood group antigen, Kell and VPS13A binding protein (gene XK). NCBI's taxonomy places the organism in Eukaryota, Metazoa, Chordata, Lepidosauria, Squamata, Agamidae. Gene Ontology annotation, cellular component: membrane. The record is from RefSeq and is a predicted model, not a curated record.
CCGGGGCGGCGAUGAAAUUCCCGGGCUCCGUCCUCAUCUCGCUGUUCCUCUUCGUGGCCGAGACGGUGACGGCGCUGUACCUGAGCAGCACCUACCGCUCGGCGGGGGACCGCAUCUGGCAGUCGCUGACGCUGCUCUUCGCCCUCCUGCCCUGCGUCCUGGUCCAGUUCAGCCUCGUCUUCGUCCACCGCGACCUCAGCCGGGACAGGCCGCUGGUGCUGCUGCUCCACAUCCUGCAGCUGGGGCCCAUUGUCAGAUGCGUGGAAGUCUUCUGUAUUUACUUUCAUGCAGGUAGAGUUGAAGAGCCAUAUGUCAGCAUUACCAAGAAGAGGCAGAUGCCAAAAGAUGGGCACUCAGAAGAAGUGGAAAAGGAAGUGGGCCAGGCAGAGGGCAAGCUCUUUACACACAGAUCUGCAUUUAGUCGGGCAUCAGUCAUCCAAGCCUUCCUGGGCUCUGCGCCGCAGCUGACACUUCAGCUGUACAUAUGUGUCCUACAGCAAGAAAUUACGGCAGCUAGAAGUAUCUUCAUGACCCUCUCUCUCUUGUCGAUCGUGUACGGGGCACUGCGAUGCAACAUCCUGGCCAUUAAGAUUAAGUAUGACGAUUAUGACAUCAGCGUUAAGCCGGCUGCCUACCUCUGCAUCUUCCUCUGGAGAAGCUUUGAGAUUGCUACUAGGGUUAUCGUCCUUGUCCUCUUCAGCUCAGUCCUUCAAAUUUGGACCCUUCCAGUGGUCCUUGCGAAUUUCUUUGCCUUUUUCUUCCACCCGUGGAUUCUCUUCUGGCAAAGUAAGUGUACUUUGCCAGAAAAUAUAGAGAAGGCUUUGACCAAAGUGGGUACCACCAUUGUCUUAUGUCUUCUCACUUUCUUGUAUGCUGGAAUUAAUAUGUUUUGUUGGUCAGCUGUGCAGCUGAAACUUAAUGAUUCUGACUUAAUUGACAAAUCCCAAAACUGGUGCAGACUUGCUUUAUAUUACAUCUUGAGGUUCCUCGAGAAUGCUUUUCUCUUGUUGAUGUGGUACAUGUACAAGACAGAUGUCUAUACUUAUGUCUGUGCCCCCAUGCUGUUCUUGCAGCUGCUGAUCGGCUAUUGCAUAGCUGUCCUUUUUAUGCUUGUGUUCUACCAGUUUUGUCACCCAUGCAAAAAGCUUUUCUCCUCCAACAUUUCAGAAGGGCUGGUGCUGUGCUUCAAAUUCCUUUGUUUCAUCUGCAGACCUCUUGCAUCCAGCCCCUCUGCGGAAAAGGCAGACUUGAAAUCUCCAGAUGAUACUGAAAAUGACACCCAGGCCAGCUACAAGGCCAAUGAAUCACAAAAUGGAAAUGCCCACCAAAGUGUUUCUUCUAAUGCCUAGAACAAGCAGCUAAUGUCAAGGAGACACUGCAUAGAGCCACAGUCUACUCCCUCCAAGACUCCUGUGGCUUAUUUUAAGGGAGGGAGAAAACCUAGGAAUGUAUCUGAGCAGAUGGUUGUAGAUGUCUGAUACCCACAGUUUUGCACAAAAGUAUGUCCUUUGAUUAUCCCUCUGCUUAGCAUGGUAGGCAGCAUGCUGUCCUAGCAAGCUCUUGCAGUAUUGGUUUGGUUAUUCGGCAGAUGGGAAGAUGAAUGAAGCACUGAUCAUUAGAGAUGGAAGAGAUCUCUUCUAUACAAAAUGCAUGACGGGGAGUUCAUAAACGUUGUCCUAGAGAGCAUCCCCUAAUCAUGUAAUAAUAGCUAAUGCAAGUAGUUGGGCAAAUGAGUUAAACAGAUCAAUAGAAAGGGGAGAGAGCAAAGCGUCUUGGGCUCAUCACAGGGAUCAGCAAAGUGUGGGCUCCCAUAUACUGUUGGAGUGCAACACCCAAGAGCUCUAGGCAACAUAACCAAUGGGAAUGAAUGCUGGGAACUUCAGUCCAACAGAAUCUGGAGAGCUGCACUUGGUCAAACCCAGGUUAAUUGUCUGCUUUAAAGCUUUAUUGAAGCUGGACUUUUUUUCUCCCAGUGCCAAGUUGGCUUUGUGUUGGCUGUGGUGUGAUCUUACUGUGACUGGUGUGAGUCCAGAAAGGAUUGUACAAAAUCACCUUUUCUGUUUAAUUCAAAAGUUGGACACUGUCUUGCUGGCCACAUUUUCCCUCUAAGUGCCACAGAUGUAGACUGUCUCCUAAAGGCAAUUUCAAGGCUCGAGAUUUUUCCAGUUGGUUUUUGUUAUUGUAUUUGAUGGUCUUGCUUAAUUGUGUUUCUGCUUUGUACAGUGUUAAGAAAGUUUUGGCAGCUGCAUACAAUGGAGAUUCCAUUAUGGGAAGUAGUUAAGUGUAAAGUCAUUGAAAGGAAGCAUCAGCAAUGUCUUAAGAUCAAUAUCUGGUAUUUUAUAUAAAUUUUCCAUUAUGUCAAAACCACUGAUGUUAUUGAAAAGUAGUAUUAUUAGAAGUAUUUGAGUGGCAUUAGGUCCUAAAAUCAGAAACCAAGAUGGCACAACUGAUUUGGAUAUUGAAGUUUGACAGGAGGGAGAAAUGAGUUCAAAUUCCAGAGGCCUCUGACUCAUCCUCUUUGGCUGUUUAUUGCACUUUGUAGCUUUCCAAAGAUACAUGUUAUUCAGAGUGAUUGUUUACAAUGCAAUCCUAUGCAUGUCAGUUCAGAGGUCAGUUCUAUUACUACUGUUUUUUUCUGUGUAUAAGAUGCCCCCCACUUUUCUAACCCGAAAUUAAGAAAUCAAUAUUUUAAACGUAAAACAGAACACAUUUUUAUUUAGUAAUUAGGCAACAUUUACACACCAGUACCGGUAUGCAUCAUACUUUAACUUUAUUCAGCCUCUGGGCUUGGCAUGCUCGGACAUUACCAGUCCCUGUUGCAUCUGAACACUGCCUACA